CUCGCUCCGUUAAACCACCCUCUUCGGUCGGGGUAAUCAUUUUCUCGGCGCAGGCAGGCCGACGAUCUAAGAGGGUAAAAGACACAGUUCUAAAAAGUUCGUGUGGUCGGUUCUCGGUCGCCUGGACGCCGCUUUGUCCAUGUCGUUCCGCGGUAAGUCACACGCGCGCAGCGUCCUGACGAUAAAUCGUUUUCGUUCUCUUCCACAGAGGGGUGCACGCGGCAGCGGCAUGGAACAGGGAACGGUGUCGUGAAGUGAGGCGGUAGGCGCGUGUCGUCCGCGCGCGCGUGGUUGGAACGACGACGGCGAUGGCGAGCUCGGGCACGGCGGUGGUCGACGGGGUCGGCGAUGACGGCACGACGGGCGUGCCGGGCGGCGGGCCCAGAAAUCCCCUCACCUGCGGUGUUUGUCACAAUUACUACAACGAGCCCUGCCUGCUCUCCUGCUUCCAUACCUUUUGCGCCCGGUGCAUACACGGUCCUCACAUCGACGGGACGAUCAAGUGUCCCAUCUGCGGGCAACAAACACAGUUGAAAGAUGGAACGCAACUACCACCUGCCGAUCAACUAAUACGCCAACUGGUGGAACUGGCAAAUUCUGAAAAUCCACCAUGUGCCAAUUGUGACAAGCGUGACAAGUCUACUAUGUUUUUCUGUACAACAUGCGGACAAGCGCUUUGCACUCACUGCAGGGAACACACCCAUCGCGCAAAGAUGUUCUCCACCCAUGAGGUGGUGCACAUGAGCAAGUGCACGAAAGACACCCAACGCCGUUGUCCGAGCCACGGCGAGCAGUAUAUAAUGUUCAGCCAGAGUGCCAAGUGUAUGCUGUGCGCCACAUGCUUUCGCGACACGCCCCCGGACGCGCGGGUGCACUGCAUAGACAUCGAGAGCGCUUGGCAGCAGGCCUCGAAGAAGAUGGAGCGCGCAGUGAACUCGAUCUGCGAGCUCCAGGCUGGGAUUAAGGACGGCGUGCUGGCGCUCAAGUCGCAACUGGACGAACUGCGGCACAGCCUCGAGUCCGAAAAGCGCGCGUUGACCGCCUUCUGCCAGGGGAUGCAGGAGGCGAUCAACAAGACACACGCGUACGUCCUCGCCGAGCUGCAGCGUCAAUUCGACACUAAGGAGCGUAUGGUGCGCACGCAGUUGCUCGCACUCGGUGGUGCGUUACCUGUGCUGCAAAUGCAUCUGAUGCUGUGCACCGCGUUCACCACUGGCGCGACCAAGUAUCAGUUCCUCGAGCUGGCGCACCCGAUGCUGGAGCGGCUGAGCCGCGUCGCCCAGCUAGGUCAUCCGUCGCGGCCACCGCUGCUCGCUGCUCACAUCAAGACCAAUUAUCGAGCCGACUUCGCACGCGCUCUGCAUCCUUACAUAACCCAAGUGCAGACCCCGAAAAUGCCCGCUGAAUCCCUGUACGAUCAGAUGAUCGGCGGUCACACGAUAGGCCAGCCGGAGCCACAAGUACUUCAGAGUAACAAGACUACUCAGAGACUCCCGCCCCCGAAGAGCGGAUCUGACGGCGGACCAUUCUCCAAUCAUUGUCGAACCUUCGACACCCAGUUAAAGGAACUGAGCCAGCAGUUGAUAACGGUGAGAGAGCGACUGGGCGAGCUGCAGCGGGACGUUUCUGUCUUGAAGCGAGCGAAUACUCCGCCGCUGGGUUCGCGCUACGAUCACGUGGCGAGAGACUGCCGUGUGCUUGAGCAGCAAUUGGAGCAUCAUCAGAUGGAGCUGGAGCGACUGAGAAACAUCUUCGACGCGCUCUGGGAGGAGCAGAUGUGUAGAAUUCACGUGGAAAAAGAGAUCUUCCACUCUCAGAUGAAUGACAUACUGUCCCUGAAGAGCGAGGUGAAGAAACUGCAAGUGCUCGCUCAGCACCUGGAGCCCUUCGUCAAGUCAUUCUCGAUAGGUAUCGGCGCGGGGGAGAUAAGCACAGCCGCGGCGGAUGCGGUUGAUAAUCAGCAUCUGCAAGCAUUGCUGGAUCAUUUGGCACGCUUGCAGAUGCAGGAGCCACCGCCGGUGCAUCCACAGGCUCAAGCACCGACGAAGGAUCAUCGUCAUCCACGCAGCACUACCACGAGUGCCGAUAAUGCAUUAUACAUGAAAGAGACGAAGGAGAUCCCGACGCGAUGUCGCACGCCGUCCGGCGGUGUCGGCGCCGUUUUAGACUCGAGCGGCAACAUAGUCGUAUACGGUACGGCCAAAUCGACCGAUCCGAAACGAGGCGUGCUCAGCCAAUUGAUCGAGAAGGCCAGAACGCAGAAGGACGAUCGCAAGAAGUCGCCAGGCAGGGAGGAUGGCCGCGAUCGCAGUCAGAGUCGACGUUCGCGCAAGUCGCCGGACGGCUCGAAGCCGAAGACGCCACCCGGGCACUCGUCCGGCAGCAAGAUGCGGUCGUUAUAUCGCUCCCUGAAAGGCGGCACUGGCGACACUUCCGCCGAGGCGCUCGAUCAGGCGGAGAGAUGCACCGACUCGCAACAGCCGCAGUCUCACAUUGGCGAUGACGGCGAGUAUCAACGAAUCUCGGAGGCCUCGAGCAUGGGCGAAGCGAAGAAACGUGUGCAGGCGCAGGUGCACGCGAUCCCAACCGACGAUCAGAUACGAGCGAUUCCGAGCAGCAAAAUCGCUAAGAUCUACCCGGCCAGCGAUUCCGAGGAGCUGUUCUACGGCGAUGGAAAGGCGGACGCGAGGAGACGACGGCGCGCCAGCUGCGACAGCCUGAGCACGACCGGCUCCGGCAACAGCAGGCGAUCGAGCAUCGCCGACGGGACGGUAGGUCAACAAUCCAUCGUGCAGGACCCCCGGAAAACUCUGGUCUAUUUGAUCGGAUCACGGACACCGUCAUCUCUCGUGCAGAAGCAGCGCUCCUGGGAGACCUUCCCGCGGCCCAAGAGCAAGCGUGGCGCCGGUAACGAAGGUACGGCCGCGGGGGCGUCGUCCCUCGGCCAGUUGAAGAAAGCAGACAGCUUCGAGGGCCACGAGGAAGCGGUACGCACCUUGGUGGCGGCCGUGCAGGAGACGCGCUCUCAGCUACGACACCAUCACUUACAUCAUCAUCGUCAUCAUCGUAAGAGCAAAACGAAUUGAGACGCUUUUCGUCGUUCUCAGUCCUUUCGCAACCCCUCCUCGCGCGCAACAAUUACGUAAGAAUAUACAUUGUCCGUGGAUAUCGAAUAGAUAUCCGCGAACCUAUUGCGUAUAGAUAGAAAACGAAAAGGAAAAUGAGAAUGAUCAAAAGACUAAAUGCCGUGCCCCAAGUGGCUUAAGUAUACAUGUUAUUUAUUAGCAACGGAAGCGUAUUGUUGUGGGAGCCGAUAUUAUCGGUUUUUCGAAAAUUUUGGACACUACUAGUAUAUAAUAACAAUAAUAAUAACGAUAAAUAUAUAAAUAUGAUAACGAUCACGAAGAAAGGUCUAUAUUCUGCGCGAUAAUGGAAAAUCGGAAAUCUUUGUUAUCGAUAGGCAUCUUCGACAAGUGCCGUCUUUAUAUUACUUUUCGAGAGAUUUCUUUGAUAUUAUGAUCAAACGCAAACGAUGUUUGCAUUAUUCCAACAUUUUUGACAUUUGUAUUGUGUCCGAAGUUUUUUAUAACGAUUUAAUUGCAUUCGAUGAUGAAAACGCCGAGGAUCGGUAUCCCUGCCACUGUAAAUCCAGAAAGAGAUAUGUAAGAGAAAGAGAGUACGGUCACAUGCAUUAUGUCCGCUACUCGAUCGUAUGUUGUUGACCUAUCGCAAAACGACGCGGUUGGUACACGUAGAGCCUUGAUUAGGGAUAGCGCGAAGAUAAAACAUUUUUCGAACAAAAUAAACGCGCGUGUGCAAUGUACAAUAAUUGCAAAAGAACCGCGGUUGACGUUGCAAUUUAAACUCUUACAGACAAGUUCGUUUUGUUCUGAGCGCAUUAUCUUUCAGUUUAUUACAAAAAAAUUCACACAUCUUGUUUCCCCGUUGUAAAAUAUGUGGAUUUAUUCUCACUUUAUUCCCCCCCUCCCCCCGUACAUACGAGAUUCUUCCCUUGAACGUCAACGGGUCGGAUGCAUAGUCCAGUAAAGUACAUCGCGCAAUUCGAUCGGUCGAGUAAUAAAAACGGUAAUAUUUAGCUAGUAAACAACACUGCCAGUCGCGAUAUACGUAUUACGAAUUUAAUCGACGAUACUCGAUUCGCGAAGAAUAGCCUAAUUCGAGCGGUUACUCGUAAUCGCCAGUCACAUCAAUAAACAUUAAAAAAAAAAAACCGGCGAUUGCCCUACAAUAUGCUGCGAACGCGGCGUCGUCGUACGGGCUCGUCUUUCUCGCAAUUUUCGACUGUAACGUAACGGUAAUAUUACUCCGAACAUGAGAGAUGCAAGGAUAAAUCGGUAUAUUACGAGGAAUCAGCUCCACCUUGUGAAAGUCAAUGCGAUCGUUAAUCGUUGUUUCGAAUUUAACUACGAGCGAGAACUUGUAAUCUUCAACAGGGUUACAAUGAAUGUUCUAAUUAUAGCGAGCGUAUACACGUAAAAGCAUGUAUGAGAAAUGUCGAAUUGGUGGAAUAGUAAAAUAUAUACAAGUUAUAAUAA
Monomorium pharaonis (pharaoh ant) is the source of this 4556-nucleotide messenger RNA. RefSeq names its product RING finger protein 207. The transcript is spliced from 7 exons. Gene Ontology annotation, cellular component: perinuclear region of cytoplasm. Gene Ontology annotation, molecular function: zinc ion binding; transmembrane transporter binding; Hsp70 protein binding. Lineage: Eukaryota; Metazoa; Arthropoda; Insecta; Hymenoptera; Formicidae. The record is from RefSeq and is a predicted model, not a curated record. The coding region runs from base 309 to 3086 and encodes 925 amino acids.